GUGGCACUAAAAAAAAUAAUAUAUAUAUAUAGUAAUAAUAAUAUUGUUUUGUUCUCUACAGUUUGUCUGCUAUCGUAAGUGCUAUUUGUCGUAAGGGUGUCGUUGUCCCAUUGUUUUAACGAACGGCUGGCGUUGACUGGAUGACUUGUUACCAGAGGCGUUAUCGUAGGUAAUUAGCCGGGUGCGUCCUAGCUGACAUUAGUUAGGCGUCUCAUUCGCCGAGCUGUCGGGUCCACGGUGACAGCAAAUAACGCGAAUUACCCUUUUUAGGUUUUGUUUUGCAGUUUUCGUCGCAGCCUUCAAGUUCGCUAAACGUCAGCAGCGCCGCACUAGACGGUCUAAGGGUUGGUUGGUCUGUAAUAAGUAUAAUGGCAAACCUGCUCUCGACGCAACUCAGUGCCACUCUCAGAAAAUCCGGAGGUCUGAUUAACUCGAGAGCAGCGUCACUGUCCGUCGACAGACGAAGGUUCAGCGGCAAAAAUGGGUCGUCGGCCGAAUACCUGCACCAAAGUCUGGUGCCCUCAAUGCAUUACCAGAAGAGUUUGCCGAGGCUGCCUAUACCCAAGCUGGAAGAUACAAUCAGGAGGUAUUUAGCUGCUCAGAGGCCUCUUUUGAACGAUGACCAAUUUAGCGCAACAGAGAAGCAGGCACAAGAUUUCCAGAGCGGUGACGGGAAACAGCUGCAUGAAGAACUGGUAGCUCAGGACAAGAAAAAUAAACAUACCAGCUACAUUUCAGCCCCCUGGUUUGAUAUGUACCUGUCUGCACGUGAGUCUGUGGUGCUGAAUUUCAACCCCUUCAUGUCCUUCAAGCCUGACCCAAACACAGAGUACAACGACCAACUCGUGCGAGGGACCAAUAUGGUGUGCUCUGCAGUGCGCUUCAUGAAGACGCUACGAGCUGGAUUACUUGAGCCUGAAGUUUUCCACCUUAACCCAGCCAAGAGUGACACAGUCAAUUUCAAGAAACUUAUCCGCUGGGUCCCUUCUGCCCUAUCUUGGUAUGGCGCCUACAUGGUAAAUGCAUACCCCCUAGAUAUGUCUCAGUACUUUCGCCUUUUCAAUUCCACUCGCAUCCCCAAACAUGGGCGAGAUGAGCUCUACACUGACGAGAAAGGACGGCACCUCCUGGUGAUGAGGAAGGGCAACAUGUAUGUGUUUGACAUAUUAGACAGAGACAGGAAUUUGUUGACACCUGCAGAAAUCUAUUCUCAUUUGAAGUACAUUUUGUCUGACCCAUCCCCAGCACCUGCAUUUCCUCUUGGGGUCCUGACCAGUGAGAACAGAGAUGUGUGGGCCAGCCUGAGAAACAAAUUGCUGGAUGCUGGUAAUAGGGAAGUUCUACGGAUUGUUGACAGUGCGAUCUUCUGUCUCUGUCUGGAUGAUGAGAGUAUGCGGGACCAUAUUCACAUCUCCCACAACAUGCUGCAUGGAGACGGCUGUAAUCGUUGGUAUGAUAAGUCCUUCAGCAUCAUUCUGACAAAAGAUGGACAGGCAGCCAUUAAUUUUGAACACUCUUGGGGUGACGGUGUGGCUGUGCUCCGCUUUCAGAAUGAGAUUUUCAAAGACACCACAGAACAGCCUCUGAUAAACCCUAGCUCUACUCCUUCUUCUAUAGACUCAGCCUAUGUCGUACGCAAACUCCACUUCAACCUUGACACUGAGCUGGAGAAUGGCAUUGUGAAAGCCAAGGAGAACUUUAAUGCAGCCGUGUCAAAACUUACCAUUGAUGCAAUGGAGUUUAAAAAGGGUGGGAAAGAACAGCUGAAGAAGAAGAAGUUGAGUCCAGAUGCCAUAGCCCAACUGGCUUUUCAAAUGGGCUUCCUGAGGCAAUAUGGAAAAACAGUGGCGACAUAUGAGUCCUGUAGCACUGCAGCAUUCAAGCACGGACGCACAGAGACCAUCCGUCCUGCCACCAUACACACAAAACGAUGCGUACAUGCCUUUGUAUGUCAGCCAGGGCAAAACAGCGUUGAGCAAAUGCUGGCCAUGUUAGCCGAGUGCUCUAAAUAUCAUGGGCAACUCACCAAGGAAGCAGCCAUGGGCCAAGGUUUUGACCGGCAUCUGUUUGCGUUGCGUUACUUGGCCAACUCUAAUGGCCAGUCUUUACAUGACUUCUACAAGGACCCAGCAUAUAUGGCUAUCAACCACAACAUCCUUUCCACCAGCACCCUCACCAGUCCAGCUGUCAGCCUUGGUGGCUUUGCCCCUGUUGUGCCAGAUGGCUUUGGUGUGGGGUAUGGUGUCCAUGAUGACUGGAUAGGCUGCAAUGUGUCUAGCUACCCAGAUCGCAAUGUCCAUGAAUUUCUGCAGUGUGUCCACAAGUCUUUAGAGGACAUCUUCACCAUCCUGGAAGGAAAGCCUAUUAGCUAAGUGGUAUCUUCCUGAUCACUAAGGAAAAAAGCUAUUUUAAUCAUGCAGUGAAUGUGAAAUCACU
This is a messenger RNA of Lampris incognitus (smalleye Pacific opah), 2436 nucleotides long. RefSeq names its product carnitine palmitoyltransferase 2 (gene cpt2). Gene Ontology annotation, cellular component: mitochondrion. Gene Ontology annotation, molecular function: carnitine O-palmitoyltransferase activity. Gene Ontology annotation, biological process: fatty acid beta-oxidation. Lineage: Eukaryota; Metazoa; Chordata; Actinopteri; Lampriformes; Lampridae. The transcript is spliced from 5 exons. Bases 369 to 2372 code for a protein of 667 amino acids. The record is from RefSeq and is a predicted model, not a curated record.